Rotaria sp. Silwood2 is the source of this 1323-nucleotide messenger RNA. Lineage: Eukaryota; Metazoa; Rotifera; Eurotatoria; Philodinida; Philodinidae. The record is from the annotation of a GenBank genome assembly.
AUGCUCUUAUCCUGCACUUGUUUUCCGUUCACUCUUCUCUGCAUUGUUGCAUUGCUUAGUUUGAGCCUAGCUACGAAACAAAAAAUUUAUUAUGGCGAAGCUGAGCUCAUUCGUCAACUGCUCACUAAUACCUCUGAAUGGACUUAUGUCCAAAAGAAUGCUGAUGGUUUUUAUGUGAACUUUAUUGAAAUGGACGUCAUCUUAAGUCCCGAUGAUUUACAUGGCUUUUUCAAGCUUUUCACAAACAAAUUUGUCUACUAUGAAAGUGAUGCUGAUCCACAUCAUCAGCCGUUGGAUAAAGACAAAGCAUCCAUAGAAACAUUUCACAACGUCGGUUGGAAUAUCAUUUAUACCAGUCAAAAUUAUGGUUGGACCGAAGAACGUGAUGAAAUUUUAGGUUAUUACAAUCUGACAGAACAUGUCCUUCGUCGACCAGAUUUCGUUCAACUUGGCCCAUGGACUCUAUCUGGCAAUAUUUCUAAUGAUCCUGGGAUAGGACCAUACUCGAAUGCACAGUACCGAGCAUGGAUAAAUCAGUCCGAUGGAGUCUCGACAGAUGGACCGCUGGGCUACUGGCAAAUUGAUUUUCAACAAAUGCGUGAAGGCAGUUAUUCGGUUGUUCAAUAUGCUCACAGUAUCAGCAAGUUGGCAGCCGUAAUGCUGUGUCCGUAUGGUGCCGGCGUUGUCACAUAUAAUUCGACCAGAGAUUAUGUCACUGUGGGUAUUUCUGCCAUUCAUGGACACGAAGACAAUGAUGCCGAUCCAGAUAUUUGGAUCAUAUUUGAGUACGCCGAUAAUGUUAUUCCAGCUGUUCCCGAACAAAUAAGUGGCUAUCCAGCCAACUCAACGACUGGCAUGGCUUUCUAUGCACUGAAACAUCGCGAUGGAGAAGCUGAAACACUUGAUUUGUACAUAGAUGAAGGAAAAAUUGGACAAUUUGCUUACGUGACACAAUCGACGAAACCCGAUAUGAUUUUAAACUCAAACGGAGCAGCCGGAACGACUCUGAAUUACACGCUUCAUGUGGCUGAUUAUAGUUCCUGGCUAGAUUAUGCUGCUUGCAUUCGAGUUCGAAUUUCAACUGACCAACAAGAUGGAUGGCACAUACGGUACUCAAUUGGUGAAGUAGAUAUUACAGAAACUAUCACCAGUGUUGAUGGAUUUAUCUUCGUUAGAGAGAACCGUGUUCGACCCAAUACAGUGCAGAGUAUCAACGUCUCGUUUACUCAGACAUCUAUGGUGCAUCACAGUAUGACAUUAACAAUCGAAUUGGCUGCACAUCGUGGUAGCACUGUAGUAGAUUCACUUCGAAUUAUGGCAUGA